UUGCAACGGAAAAUUACUCGUCCUCAAAUUAAGAUAUCCAGUCAAUUCAGAAAAGUGAUUCGCACCAAAUGUACAUUAUGACCCAUUGCUUCCAAAUUUUCUGCAAGAAGAAAAAAAGAAAAAUACAAGAUAAAUCAUUAUUCUUCCGAGUACACGUGAUGACUAGUUAAGUUGAAAAAAAUCACAGAAAGAUAAAUUUGUUGCCUUGAAGUAGGAGAAAUUACGUCAUAAAGAAAGUGAAUAUUAGAGUGUGGAGAAUCCAAGAACUCUUCGUUAUUUACGUCACAUGAAUUCUGAUAAUCUUUUCCAAUAGUUUUGUGAUUAUUUUAAUUUAUUUUUUGACAAUGGCUGGUGACGCUACCAAAACAUGCGGAGGGUGGAUCCUAGAACGAAAUUUGGGUUCUGGAGGAUUUGGUAUUGUCGAAUUUUGGAAGAAUUCUCGAAGUGGUGAAAAAAUAGCGAUAAAGAAAUGUAAAGACGUUGCAAGUUUAUCGGAAAAGCAAAAAGAUAGAUGGAAUAAAGAAGUUUUGAUAAUGCAGCAGUUUGAUCAUCCGAAUCUUAUUAAAAGUGUGAAAGUCCCAGGAGAAAUAGAAAAAAUUCGCGGACAACUGCCAGUAUUGUGUAUGGAAUACUGUAGUAGAGGAGACCUGCGAAAAUUUUUAAAAGAAUCAAAAAAUAUUUGCGGAAUCGAGCAACUCAAGGCGAUAAAGAUAAUGUCCGAUAUUGCAUCUGGUGUAGAAUUUUUACAUCAAAACAAAAUUACGCAUCGGGAUUUAAAACCAGAGAACAUAGUCUUGGACGAAAAAAAUGGAAAGAUUACCUACAAAUUAAUAGAUCUUGGCCUUGCAAAAGAGCUUGGCCAAGAUAGUUUGUACGCAUCUCUGGUGGGAUCCAAAAAAUACGUGGCCCCAGAAUUAUUUUUGGACAAAAAAUACAGUUGUUCGGUCGAUUACUGGAGCUUGGGAAUUCUUUUUUAUGAAGUUCUCACUGGAACGAGGCCAUUUUUGUCUCAUAUGGAACCAACGGCGACUUGGAUGAAUGCAGUUCAGAAAAAAAAAUACGAGCAGAUUUGUGCUCACGAAAUAAACGGAAAAAUUAAUUUGUAUACGGACAUAGCAGAUCCUAACGAUUUAUCAGAGUCUAUGAGAAGGAAUAUAGUUGAGUGGUUUAGAGUCGCUUUACAGUGGGAUCCAAGAAAGCGAGGAAAAUUGCCAGGCACGAAUGAAGUUGUCCUUUUUAAUAUGUGGAAAACUAUUUUAUUACAAAAGGAGCUCCACGUGUUUUUAACAUCUGAAUAUCGAAUCAUCAUUUUCCCCCUGGACGAGAAAAGUACUUUGGAAAAUUUACAACAGUGGAUUGAGGAACAAACGAAAGUUCCUAGUGAUCAACAAAUAAUUACUGAUUUUGAAGGCCGGCUCCUUAAUAAAGGGGAAUCGUUAAUUUCACAAGUCAACAUCCAGUCAGAGGCUCCUCAUGUGAUAAUAUUAAAAAAUGGAAACUUACAUUUUGACAAACUUCCCGACCAAAAUUUGCCAAAGCCGAUUGAAAGGAUUCUUAAAAACCCAAAUGAAGUUUAUGAUUAUCACGAGAGGAUUCAGUAUAUCAAGGCUGUAUUAUUUUUUAUUAAUCAAGACAUAAGAUUUUCCAAGUGGUAUCAAAUCGCUUUGUCUAUAAAAAUAGACUUGCUUGAACAGAGAUCUGCAAGCCUGGAGGAAAAUUUGAAGAAUGCAAUUGAAAGCACUUCGCGGCUGAAAUCCGAAGUGGAAGAAAUUUUGAAGGAAAUGGAAAAUCAAAUAACCCAAGGACAAAGAAAAGCAUUCCAGGAGGUGAUUAAAAAAAUUGAAGAGAAGCCUUUGAUAGCAACCACUCAAAUGACCAAAAAGUUUGAGAACUUGAAAAAAGUUAACGAGGAUCUGAGAAAAUUCGCUGAAAUUAAUUGGAUACGCGAUUUUUCCGAUUUAUUUGACAAAGCUGUUGACAUUUAUAGAAAAGAGAAUGGCGCUCUGUUAAAAGCUCGUGUAGAUUCAACAACAAAAAUAGUGUUUCAAUUUUUAGGAUUUAGGUCUUCAAAGCUCGAACAUAAUGUCGAUAUUCGUAAAACCACAGAGAACAUCUCGUACUUGGAAGAAGAAUUAUCGAAGCUCGAAAAAUUCCUGAACUCAGCGAAUGUCCUGAAAACGGUUUACAGCACAGAAUUUCAGGAAUUGCUAAAUUCCUGUAAGUCUAAAGUCGAACCUGAAUCUGGCCUUUUUAGUAUAACAAAUUCGAGUAAUAAUUCACUGAACCCAAAUUUAAAUAAUCCGUCAGGAAAUGAAAGCGAUAAUUUGAUCCGCGACAGUUUAGUGACUCGCCAUUUGUUCAAUAGCUUAGUGAGAAAUUUGCAGGAAAAGCGGCCGGAAAUUUUAGAUUUCGAUUUGUAAGGAAGACAAAUGGAUGCAAAAGAUUUUAUCUGUGAUUUAUGCGUCCUAUAGUGAGAGUGAUUUUAUGUGUAAGAUUUUAUAUUGUAUUAUAGAUUGAUAAAUGAUUAAAAUUUUAAUGUUUAUAA
Messenger RNA from Belonocnema kinseyi, 2545 nucleotides. It is a transcript of the gene IKKbeta, whose product is annotated as inhibitor of nuclear factor kappa-B kinase subunit alpha. The transcript is spliced from 12 exons. Gene Ontology annotation, biological process: peptidyl-serine phosphorylation; positive regulation of transcription by RNA polymerase II; tumor necrosis factor-mediated signaling pathway. The record is from RefSeq and is a predicted model, not a curated record. Lineage: Eukaryota; Metazoa; Arthropoda; Insecta; Hymenoptera; Cynipidae. Gene Ontology annotation, molecular function: ATP binding; protein binding; IkappaB kinase activity. Gene Ontology annotation, cellular component: cytoplasm; IkappaB kinase complex. Bases 345 to 2420 code for a protein of 691 amino acids.